Aspergillus sclerotioniger CBS 115572 is the source of this 1107-nucleotide messenger RNA. RefSeq lists its product as uncharacterized. The coding region runs from base 36 to 1073 and encodes 345 amino acids. The transcript has a single exon. The record is from RefSeq and is a predicted model, not a curated record. Lineage: Eukaryota; Fungi; Ascomycota; Eurotiomycetes; Eurotiales; Aspergillaceae.
CCAUCAGAAACUACUCUGCCUCAUCUCACCUCUCGAUGAACUCUCUUCCCACAUUUAUCAAGUCUAUCCAGCAACAAAAGUACCAUGCCCUUAAUCCAAAAACAAGCAAAUCAACAUACAUCUUCCUCAAUCUCCAAGACAACACACUAAACGACAUCGACAAAUCCUAUAACUCAAACACCCAAAUAACCGUCAAUCCCAAUCAUCCACACUACACCCUCGGAACCCUCUCAACCCUCCCCCUCGAAAUCAUCCACCUAACACUCCUCCACCUGGACAUCAAAUCCCCAAUCACUUUCCAAACCCUCAACAAACACGCAAGACGAACAGCCCACUCUCUCCCCCAAUACAAACGCAUCCUCACCCAUACCCCAGCAUUAAUCCGCGCAACCCUCAACAUCCAAACUGCACAAUACUUCACCCUCCAGGAUCUCCACAACCAACUCACCACAACCAAAUGCGACAGUUGUGGUGAUUUCGCCGCCUACAUAUACCUACUCACCUGCCGUCGCGUCUGCUUUCUAUGCUUCACCCAGAAAACAGCCUACCUUCCUUUAUCACAGGAAGACGUAAUCCGCAAAUUCGGUCUCCAGUCUACCCAUCUCGCCGGGUUACCUCACAUGAAGAGCUUCCCUGGAUGUUACUCGCCCCGGGGACUGGAACGUCGUCGGCGGAAGACUUUAUAUGAUUAUUCUGCUCGUCGGAAAACCGGCAUUCGUGUUCAUGGGACGGUUAAAGCGAUGGAAAAGUUCUCAGCGGAGGUGCUGAGUGAGAAAUUGAAGACUUACUUUCUUUGUAUUAAUCAUAAAAUGCGAGUUACGCGACCUAUAUGUAGGGAUUCGUUUGAUGACCGAUCUUCGAAUCCAAAGCGCUUUAUGGGUAUUAUACGGGUGCCGUGCUUCCGAAUUGAAUUUAAACCAGGGGGAUCGCUGGAAUGGGGGUUUCAUUGUCUUGCUUGCAAAUCGUUGCAUUGUGAUCGUCCGCUGCAUUGGGGGCGUAUGUUUACCACUGAGAGUUUUCGGGCUCAUUUGGCUGAGUGUGGGGCGGUGGUGAAGGGGAGAUAUGUUCGUUGAACUAUACCUACAGGAAUGUGUUGCUACUACUACU